CCAGAACAGAACCAUCACUCCAUCACCAUCAACGAAACAAAACAAAACAAACUCAUCAGAACAAAGCCAAUCAGAACAAAAACUAAAGAAACCACAAUCAGACAUCAAACCUAAGACCAAAGACUCAAGAUCGAAAGAAUGUCAUCCAUCGAAACCAAUCCGAACCCAAACCCAAGCGGAGGAAAUGCCGAUGAAGAUGAUUUAAAACCAUCUCAAACAGCUGGAUAUAACCCAGGCGUAGCUAAAACCUUAGACGAAUAUGCUCAGUUAGAUGCCGAAGAUGAAUCAUUAAGAAAAUGGAAAGAAUCACUUGGAAUCGUAGCCGGUGCUGCUUCGAGUGCGAAACCUAGUUUAAAAAUUCAUUCCUUAUCACUUCAUUCUCCUACACUUAAACAACCGAUCAUCAUGGAUUUAACUAACCCUGAAAACUUGAUUAAAUUUAAAAAAGAUCCAAUCACCAUCAAAGAAGGUAUCGAAUAUUCAGUUGAGAUUUCAUUUAAAGUAGAAGGUGGUGUAGUUAGUGGAAUCAAAUAUUUACAAGUCGUCAAACGAGCUGGUGUUAAGUUAGAUAAGCUUGAGUCUAUGAUCGGUUCGUAUGGUCCUUCUAAUGAUUUACAUGUGAAACGAUUUGUCAGUGAAGAAUCACCUAGUGGAAUGUUAGCUAGAUCUGGUAGUUAUUUAGCUAGAUCUCGAGUCAUUGAUGAUGAUGGUACAGUUUGGGCUGAUUUCGAAUGGUCAUUCAAGAUCGGUAAAGAGUGGUAAACACUACAAACUCUAGUCUUUUGGUUUCCUUUCUUUUCCUUCCUCAUGCUCCUGUUUCCAUCAAAUUACAAUCUUAACUCUUUUUCUACUUUUUCUACUUUUUUCUUUUUCUUUUUCGAGUUGAUUGAAAGGGGUUUUUUUCCAAAAUGAUGGUCAAGUCCAAACUCGUUCAUCGUUUUUUAAACCCUUUCUUUUAAUGUGGCUGUGUGUGUGGUGUGUUGGUUUUUUGAGUUGCUUUAGAUAAGAUUUUUAUUUUCAAAAAAGGGAUUUUGGGAGGAUUACAUUGACAAAGAAGAUGAAGAUGAAAUGAUCAAGUAGUUUGGAUUUCUUAAUCCAAAGCUUCUGAUCUGAAUGAUUUCAAUUCAUUCCUUUUUUGUUCUUGAUCUUUUUUUUGCUUUGCUUUGGUUCAGAAAUGUUUAGUUGAUGGGUAGUUUUUUUUUGGUUUGAAUUUCAAUUUUGAUGAAUUGUUUUUUUUCUUUUUUCUUUUUGAGUUUGGUGUUAAACUUGUUUUUGGUUUGGAAUUCUCAAUGAUUGAAAGAAAUCGAUUGAUGAAUUGUUUAGCUUUUUUUUGAUUUG
Melampsora larici-populina 98AG31 is the source of this 1338-nucleotide messenger RNA. RefSeq lists its product as uncharacterized. Gene Ontology annotation, cellular component: cytoplasm; cytosol; membrane. Lineage: Eukaryota; Fungi; Basidiomycota; Pucciniomycetes; Pucciniales; Melampsoraceae. Gene Ontology annotation, biological process: Rho protein signal transduction. The coding region runs from base 139 to 762 and encodes 207 amino acids. Gene Ontology annotation, molecular function: Rho GDP-dissociation inhibitor activity; protein binding. The transcript has 6 exons. The record is from RefSeq and is a predicted model, not a curated record.